Messenger RNA from Trifolium pratense (red clover), 830 nucleotides. Its product is annotated as voltage-gated hydrogen channel 1. Gene Ontology annotation, molecular function: voltage-gated proton channel activity. The record is from RefSeq and is a predicted model, not a curated record. Gene Ontology annotation, cellular component: plasma membrane. The coding region runs from base 45 to 773 and encodes 242 amino acids. Gene Ontology annotation, biological process: proton transmembrane transport. The transcript has a single exon. NCBI's taxonomy places the organism in Eukaryota, Viridiplantae, Streptophyta, Magnoliopsida, Fabales, Fabaceae.
ACCCUUACCACCAAAUUUUGAUUCCAACAUUUCUCAUAUGAUCAAUGAACACCUUGAAAUCCAUUCAUGUGUCCACCACACAAACCAAUCAAACACAAACCCCCACAAAUUAUUUUUCCAUGCAAAUAUUAGAUUCAUCAAUCACAAGUCUAAUAAAAUCAUGGAAUAGAAGGCAAAAAUGGUUGUUUAUUUUUUCAAACCAACAAGAUUUGUUGAAUAAAGCACCAUGGCGUAUACAAUUGGUCAAUUUCCUAGAAUCAACAUUAAUUCGUAUGAUUUCAAUUUUUUUACUCAUUAUAGACCUCAUCAUCACAAUUCUUGAAUUAUCUUCAUCUUUAAUUUCAUGUGAACAAAAAAUAAACAAAGUAGAAGAAUUAUGUUUCCAUUGGAUUGGAAUUUGUAUUUUGAGUAUUAUUUCAUUAAAGAUAAUUUUUUUAUUAGUGGGUUUGGGCUCUUCAUUUUUUAAGCAUCCAGGAUAUGUUGUGGAUGGUGUUGUGGCUAUUGGUGCUUUAAUUAUGGAAGUGUUUUUGGAGAGGAGAGGUGGUGGUUUAUUGGUUGUGGUUAGUUUAUGGCGUGUGAUUAGAGUGGUGGAAAGUGUUUUUGAGUUAAGUGAUGAGGCUAUUGAAGCUCAAAUUGAAGGAAUUGUUUGUCAAUUUGAAGCACUUAAAGAUGAGAAUGCUAGGCUUAUGGAAAUUGUAAAUGAAAAGGAUAAGAUAAUUGAAAAGCUCAAGGAGGAAUUAGAUAAGCGUAGAUAUACCAUAGAAUCGGAUUAAGUGUGAUCGUAAUUGCGAGGGAUCGAACUCUGAUCUCCUUAUCAAGUUAGCAUCAAU